UCGUACACGAAGAGGCUAACAUGAUCCCACCUUGUAGUUUUGCCAUUCUUUUGUUAAGUAUUCAUUUGGGAUGUGUGUCUGCCUGGGCGCCCAAGCUCUUAAAUCCCGGGGAGUUCCUUGACUAUUACACCAACGCCGCAGCUCUCAGCUACUUCGUGAACAUCAAGCAAUGUACCAAAGACAUCUACAGCAACAUUACAAUGUAUUCGUAUGGGGACGUCAUCACCAAUGGCUACGUGAUCAGUUACCCCACGGGGAAGUUCAUCCUGACGUACAGCUCAGACAGAGAGGUAGAUGGGAGGCACCUGAACCUAUCUGGUCCUGCUAUCAGAUCAACAGGCAUUGCUCUUGGAGACUCAAGAGAUGUGAUUGUUGAUAUGAACGACCUCAACCCCGCUACCUGA
Molecule: messenger RNA, 404 nt
Organism: Haliotis rubra (blacklip abalone)
Lineage: Eukaryota; Metazoa; Mollusca; Gastropoda; Lepetellida; Haliotidae
Exons: 3
Coding region: 21-404 (127 amino acids)
Source: RefSeq, a predicted model, not a curated record